Molecule: messenger RNA, 2863 nt
Organism: Manduca sexta (tobacco hornworm)
Lineage: Eukaryota; Metazoa; Arthropoda; Insecta; Lepidoptera; Sphingidae
Product: multiple C2 and transmembrane domain-containing protein
Exons: 13
Coding region: 159-1973 (604 amino acids)
Biological process (GO): regulation of neurotransmitter secretion
Cellular component (GO): synaptic vesicle membrane
Molecular function (GO): calcium ion binding
Source: RefSeq, a predicted model, not a curated record
CAACUAAUUAUAACGAUUAAGGUGACGUUAUCGUUUUAUCGUAGCUGAUUACUGGAGUAAGAGCAUUAACAAAAUUAAGCAAUAAGUUUACAGCAUUAAUUCGACAAAUAUAAAUCUAGUGCGAAGGAUAUGUGUUAAAUUAGAGUUUUAAAUUAAAUAUGAUGAAUAAAGAAUUGCGUAAAAAUCGCCACUCGUUUCACAGUGAUAAUAAUGAACGAGAUGUACAAUUUAGAAGUAGAUUCUCAAAUUUACGGCGUCCAUAUUCUCUUGUAAAUCUGGUAAGCAAUAGCAAAGAGAGAAGUAGUGAAGUGUACGAGUCCGCCUCUGUUGUGGAUGAACCAGCCACACCAGCAAAUAAUUCAUUAUCUUUGGUUGCAGCGGUUCCCAGAGUAGAAGAUAAUGUGAAAAGAAACAAAGUAAAUAAGGCAAUUGUUUCGAUAGUGCUGGUUGAGGCGCGGGGCUUGCCCGAUCCCCCCGAGGAUGGAUGCAACCACACUGUUUAUUGCAAGAUUCGAUUGGGUGAAGAAACUAUAAAAUCAAAAGCUGUUCAAGUCAACCGUCAUAUAGAAUGGAGAGAACGUAUGAAAAUACAAUUGAAUAAAGAUCACGUGUUAAGAAUAUCUUUAUGGGAUAAAGGGAAGCGAAGAAAUUUUAUGGGCAGUUGUAUUAUAGACCUGUCAUAUUUGGAGCUAGAGCGAACUCAUGAGAUAUGGCAGCAGCUGGACGACGGAUACGGUUCUCUGCAUUUAUCUGUGACCAUUUGUUCUGUUACCAACGAUGAUGUGGCGCCGAACACCAAUCGGGAUGUUGUACACAAUAACGAAAAAUAUGCGUUUUAUAAUUUGAACACAAACUGGAAAGUGGUGGGGGAAUUACAUGUAAAAUUGAUCGCUGGAAAAGGUUUUAGUGGCAAACCAAACGCGUACUGUGUACUGGAGUUAGAUAAUGAAAGAGUUCAAACUCCAGCGUCUCGGGGAACCGAACUUACGUGGAACAAGAGCUAUGUAUUUAACGUGCACGAUAUAUCAUCGUUACUAGACCUGAAAGUAUGCGACAACUCUUUGGUAAACGCGUUAUUUAGCGAUACACUGGGAAAGAUCUCAAUACCAUUGCUGAGGAUACGCAAUGGGGAAACUAGGUGGUACGCAUUAAAAGAUAGAACAAAAAAGAAUAUUGCAAAAGGAAACUGCCCGAGAGUGUUGUUAGAACUCUCUGUAUUUUGGAAUCCCGUAAAAGCUUCGAUAAAACUAUUCCAGCCGAAGGAAGUUAAACAUAUAAAGAAAACUCCAAAAUAUGAUAUAACUUUGGUGUAUAAGAAUUUGGAAUUCGUGAGGGACACUUUCCUUUUACUGAUGGUAAUUAACGAUGCAUACAAACAAGCGUUCGAAUGGGACAGCCAAGACCUGUCCUUUAUGAUGUUGUUUGCAUGGAUAUUAUUUUGGUGGUAUUUCAAAUUAUGGAUGUUGCCUUUGUCUCUCAUCAUCCCUUUUUUAUUCUAUUGGGCAUCAAGUAGAAAACAUCAGGAAAAGUCAUUUAUGAGGAGUUACAGCAGUGUUAGCUUCAAUACCACUGAUACAGACCAAAGUGACAACGACAAGGAACAAUCUGAUAAGAGUAUUAUGGGCAAGAUUCAAGGCAUGGCUGAUACAACGAUAAUUGUCACUACUGGUGUUGACUAUUUGGCGUCUGUGGGUGAAAGAUUGUUCAAUUUGGUCUCGUUUAAAAUGCCAUUUCUGAGUUUCCUGUCAAUGUUAAUUUUGCUGGCGACAUCCUUGGUGUUAUAUCUAGUACCAUUUAAUUAUUUAAUGAUGAUUUUAGGUAUUUACAAAUUUACAAGGAAAAUAUUGAAUCCAGAAAGAGUGCUUAAUAAUGAUUUAUUAGACUUCAUCUCACGUGUACCUGAUAAUGAAGACUUGAAAGAAUGGAAAGAACUCAGCGUACCCGAACCAAAUCAACGACACUCUGCUUAUUAAAAAAAAUAAAAAUAGAAAUGAGUAUUUAGUCAUUACCUUAAGCCGGCAAUACACGUUGGCCGAGUUUUACCAAGUGAAGGUCAAUUCCAACGUAUUAACACCAUAUUUGCCUUGCUAUCACAGGAUGUCAAAUGCGCAGAUGGCUGAGUAAAGGCAAGCGCCCACGUGUAUUGAACUUAUUAGGCAUAGUUUGUCACAAGUCGCAGUCCUCGUAAUUACUUGUCUUACUUUGGAGCCGUGUUGGUUUUUUUUGUAAAUAUCUAAGGCGCUCGAAUGUACUAUAACACCAUCAUUAAAUAAAUAGUACGAUUAACUUGCACGUCAUUCAUAUUAUUUCAUAUUAUGUUGUUAAAAACAAGAGCUAAGAUGUAAUUGGAGAAUCUUGGUAAAGGAAUGGUUAAUCAAAAGAGAGCGUUUAUCAUAACUAUUUAAUAUGACAUACGUAAGAGACGCUAAAAGAGACAGCAAAACUUCAAAUUAGUUGAGUAGGCGACGAACUUGCUUGGCGAUUUUAACUUAUGCGUAAUUAAGAUGACAUAAAGGCGAAAUAGGUCGACGAGCCAUAACUGCGCGUACUUACUUGAACGUCUGUCACCUGGUUUAGUCAAAGCUCGACUAACAAGUAUUGUUGGCUUUAGAUUCACUCCAUUUUCUACAUAUUAAUUGACAUAACGUCAUUACAAAUUUAAAAUGUCCUGUGGCUGUAUAUAGUAUGAUUGCAUAGUAUACAGGACAUUUAAAAUAUGCAACGACAACAAAUUAAUGGGAAUGAUAUUAAAAAAUCUCUGUAUUUUUUCUUAACGAUGGUCCAUAGUAUAUAGAUUGGUAAUUAAGUUUUUGUUUUGUUUAUAAAAUAAAAUAAAACCAAAAUAAAAAUAUUAUAAAACAGA